Aspergillus ibericus CBS 121593 is the source of this 1521-nucleotide messenger RNA. Its product is annotated as putative MFS transporter. Gene Ontology annotation, molecular function: transmembrane transporter activity. The transcript is spliced from 2 exons. The record is from RefSeq and is a predicted model, not a curated record. Lineage: Eukaryota; Fungi; Ascomycota; Eurotiomycetes; Eurotiales; Aspergillaceae. The coding region runs from base 1 to 1521 and encodes 506 amino acids. Gene Ontology annotation, cellular component: membrane. Gene Ontology annotation, biological process: transmembrane transport.
AUGACAUCACUCAAAGAGACGAGUCCGACUGCUGAAAAGGAUGUCACUAGACACGAUGAUAUGAUGAACAACGCUGAGCAGGGCCUUGUAGCCACGGAUCAGUACGGCAGGGCACUCGUGGAGAUUGAUAAAAAAGCCGAGUCUCGGUUGCGUAGGAAGAUCAACCUCUAUGUUCUUCCACCGGUGGCUUUGAUGUACCUAUUUUGUUUCAUCGACCGUGCUAACAUCGGAAAUGCCAAGCUCGCGGGAUUGGAGAAAGAUUUAGGUCUCCACGGAUACGACUACAAUGCGAUCUUAUCCGUAUUCUACAUUUCGUAUAUUAUCUUCGAAAUCCCAUCAACCAUCGCCUGCAAAGUCAUCGGUCCGGGCUGGUUUCUUCCGGCAACUACGGUCCUCUUUGGAGUAUGCUCUCUCUGCACCGCGCUCGUCAAUGAUAUCCACGCCGCGUCGGGAGUCCGCUUUCUUCUGGGAAUCUUCGAGGCAGGCAUGUUGCCCGGCAUUGCAUACUACCUGUCCAGAUGGUAUCGACGGAGAGAGCUUGCCUUCUAUCUAUCAAUCUAUGUCGCAACGGCCCCUCUCGCCGGCGCCUUCGGUGGGCUGCUCGCAUCCGCCAUUCUCACCCUUGACCACUUUGGCACCUUUCAUACCUGGCGAAUGAUUUUCGCCAUCGAAGGCCUAAUCACCAUCGCCAUAGGCCUGAUCAGCUUCGUGAUCCUAACCGACCGCCCCGAAACGGCCCGCUGGCUCACCCAGGCAGAGAAGGAUCUCGCCACAACGCGCCUCAAAUCAGAACGGGUCGGCACAACUGAAGUCCUAGACCAUCUGGACAAGCCCAAAAUGCUCCGCGGCAUCCUCUCCCCAGUCACCCUCUGCACGGCCAUCAUCUUCCUCCUCAACAACAUCACCGUCUCCGGCCUCGCCUUCUUCGCCCCUACCAUCGUCAAAUCCAUCUACCCGCACACCACCGUCGUCGCCCAACAACUCCACACCGUGCCCCCAUACAUCGUCGGCGCCUUCUUCACCAUCCUCUUCCCCUAUCUCAGUUUCCGCUUCGACCACCGUCUCAUCUUCUUCCUCCUCGGCCCUCCCCUGAUCGUCACAGGCUACAUCAUGUUCCUCGCCACAACCUCCUCCCACGUCCGCUACGGAGCCACCUUUUGCAUCUCCAGCGCGACCUUCACCUUCGGUGCCCUUUGCAACGCCCACGUCUCCAACAACGUCAUCUCCGAUACCGCCCGCUCUGCAGCUAUCGGCACAAACGUGAUGUUUGGAAAUAUCGGCGGCCUCAUCUCCACGUGGUCCUACUUACCGUCUGAUGCACCGGACUACCACAUUGGAAACGGAUUAAACCUGGCGACGUCGGUCAUGACAAUCCUUCUCGCGGCGGGGAUGUGGGCGUGGAUGAGAUGGGAUAAUCGGCGGAGAGAGGAAGUCGAUGUCGACGCUGCGUUGGGGGGAUUGAGUCAGGCGGAGGUGCAGGAUUUGGAUUGGUUGAAUCCGGGGUUUAAGUGGCGCAUGUGA